AGUUAAUCGUCUUUGUGUGUCAUACGCAAAUGGGCAAUGGCAUACUUGUGUUCAGGGAACUGUGCUAUUUUCUGUUAAUUGUCGUAAACUUUGUGCUAAAUAUAAUUUAUAGUGUGUUCCAUUACUUUUUGUACACUAUUCAAGUAAUAUUACAACAAAUCAUCGAUGUAAAUAUGACUGACAAGCCGAAAAACCGCAAAGGAAACAUGCCAGUUCAACCUAACCAAACAUUCUCAAAUCGAAUUAUUGACGAAAAUUGGAAAAAAUUGCUGUCAAGCAACCUCAUGGAAGUGAAAGCCGAGAAAGUAGAGGAAAAAAAAAACCAUUUCACCGGAAUUUUUCGAAGGGCGCGAAAGAAACACGCCGACGGCUCUACCGACGUUACGGAUUUAAAAAAUUUGAAUAUAAAUAAUAUAUCGUCAAAUAAUAACAUAGAGAAGAUAAAUAGUGUAUCUGAAUGCAAUUAUGCACAUAAGCAACAAUCCAGCAGUAAAACUCAAAAUAAUGCAAGCAAAAACAAAACAAAACUGACCAAGUUCAUAGCAAUGGAUUGUGAAAUGGUCGGUGUUGGAUACGAAGGCGGUGACCACAUGCUAGCAAGAGUGUCUUUAGUCAACAAAUUCGGAGAUUGCAUUUACGACAAGUUUGUGAAGCCUCAGGAAGAAGUUGUAGAUUAUAGAACAAACAUUAGUGGCAUUAGAAGAGAGGAUCUACUGAAAGGUGAAGAAUUCAGGACAGUUCAGAAAGAAGUAGCAGAAAUUUUAAGAGGCAGGAUACUGGUGGGGCAUUCCUUGAAGAACGAUUUAGGGGUUCUCUUUUUGUCGCAUUCAAAAAAAAAUAUAAGAGAUACUUCAAGAUAUAAACCAUUUAGACAAAUAACUAAAGGAAGUACUCCAUCGCUCAAAAGAUUAGCAAAAGAAAUCCUAGGAAUAGAAAUACAGCACGGCGAACACAGCUCGGUCGAAGAUGCCAAAGCUGUGAUGCAGCUAUACUGUACUGUCGCUAAGAAUUGGGAGCAAGCACUGAGCGAGAACAAAGGUUACAGCAAAAAAUUCAUUGAAAGCUAACCAACAAAGACUUCAUUAAUGCGAAGAAUACCUUAAAAAAAAAUUAAAUUCAUGAUUUGGGAUUGUUAAAAAAU
Molecule: messenger RNA, 1141 nt
Organism: Pararge aegeria (speckled wood butterfly)
Lineage: Eukaryota; Metazoa; Arthropoda; Insecta; Lepidoptera; Nymphalidae
Product: RNA exonuclease 4-like
Exons: 3
Coding region: 30-1067 (345 amino acids)
Biological process (GO): rRNA processing
Cellular component (GO): nucleus
Molecular function (GO): 3'-5' exonuclease activity; nucleic acid binding
Source: RefSeq, a predicted model, not a curated record